AUGUAUAAGCGCAAAUGGCGCAGCAAGCAGUACUGUGGCGACAUCGAAUUUGAUCCGUACGAACUGGCUUACCGCGGAAGCGUCUUCGAUUCCUAUUCUAAUUUCGCACGGUUGCCGACGGUGCUGGAGCACGAUUGUUCGCCACUAGAAAUGGAUCCGUUGGAACUGAUUGAAAACAUACAAUUCCCGGCCCACCGACUGUCGGCGAAGGUGCGACAGCAGUACUUACACUACCUGGAACAAUUGCUACAGCAGAACUAUCGCUCGUGGACUAUGACGAGCAAUCACAACGACAACCCGUUCAGCGACGACGAGCUGCGGCAGUGUGCAGAAACGAUCGAAAUACGAGCUGUGCAAGCUUGCAUGAUCACAUCGCUCUACAGAGAGUACGUGUUGAAGAAGAUUGGAGAAAUACGCAAGCAGACAGCAGACGGCUUGCUUCAUCCCAACAUAGUGGACGUUAAAUUUAAGCCACCUCCCAUUAAGCGAGAACAGUGUCAUGUCGGCGUGCAAACGGAUGCCAUCGUCGGCACUCCAGCAAAAACUCAUCAUAAUGCUCUGAAACACACAGCGCCAAUCAGUUUGGAUAAGUUUUUCGGUAAAUUUGAAAGCAAUCGUUCCAUUCACGAAGUCAAGUUCACCGACGGACAAGACUUCGACAGGAAGGAACCUUUUGGCCGUGCUACAUUGGCACUACAACCAAAGUUAGCUACGGAAAAUAAUUUGUGUGCGACUAAUGUUCAGCAACCGAACAGCGCAUCGCUGGACGAUGAAAUAAUUAGAGAAUUACAGGCAAUGUUUGAGCCAGAAGACGACACAAUGAACAUAUUCGAAUGGAGUGAAGAUCAGGAGCAAGUGAGAGCCAUUAUCAACGAGAUACAAAAGUGUGACCCUCCGAAGGUGACUAAUAAUCAACACGAAAGCAGCAUACUCGCAACUGAACCAAGCCCUCGAUUGAUGAACAGCUAUAAACUGGCCGAAGAGGUGCAGAUGUCGGCCGAGGGAGACGAUCUGCGCCAAAGUCUGUGGCCUUGCGAGCUGCACAUGCAGCGCGUGAAGUUACGGAGUCUUCUGGUUAAAAUAGCCGAUGAUGAUUACCGACGCUACGAGUCGCUACGGACACGCUUCGUGUCGCUCUUCGGUGAGGACGACGGGGAAGAGCAGGAUCUUGGGCCGUACAGUCCGUCAAUCGAGCUAAACGAUGUGCUGGUGGCCAGCUGCAGGCAUCGGAUAGCUAAGUGGGUUGUACAGGAGCUGAUGAGGCCGCUGAACGAGGGAUUGAUAGCGAAUCGUUAUCUGUUCAAAAAGCUCGCCAAACGAUUGGCAGAAAAUAUUAUCUACGUGAAUCAGUAUCCGGACCAAAAGUUCAUCCAUCGAUACAUUGCUGACUACUUUUGCACGCAUUCCUGCAUAAGAACAAUCGAUGAUAUUACUUGAAGUGCUUCAAACAAUCUAAGCGGGAUCAAAAUCAGACGCACAAGUGGAUUACUUUGCCAGAACCAUUUAGGUUUGGGAACCAAUAACCACUAGCUCAACUGGAGUAAAAUUGUACCAAGCGAAUAGUUUUGCAUUAAAGCAGAUUUAUUUUUAGACAAAAAGAUACACAUUCACAAAAGGCACUAAAACAUAAAUAUACAACACAAUGCGCAUGAGGCGAUGCUGUUUGGUAUGAAUAUUGAUCAUGAUCAAUUGUAAAGUUGAACGCCGGCGUCCAGCUUUGGCGAAUUCCGUUAUUGUAGAGCCCAUAG
This is a messenger RNA of Anopheles cruzii, 1748 nucleotides long. RefSeq lists its product as uncharacterized. The record is from RefSeq and is a predicted model, not a curated record. The transcript has 5 exons. Lineage: Eukaryota; Metazoa; Arthropoda; Insecta; Diptera; Culicidae. The coding region runs from base 1 to 1437 and encodes 478 amino acids.